AGAUGAACCUAGUUGCUAUUCUUAACAACGGUCAAGACAUUUCUUUCGUUUGUGAAUCUUUCACGAAGCACCACCGGGGCUGUUACAGAACAUGGAUACAAAGGACGAGUUUUCUGAUGAGUCACCCGUGAACAUUGUUCAAGCUGCUGAUACCCUGCAAGCAGUAGGGAGACACUUUCAAAGAUGCAUUGACUCCUUGGAGGAACUCUUAGAAGAAAGGGAGAAUCUUAUUAGAGAAUUAAUCUUUGUGAAAGAACCAAUGAUCCAAGAGGUUUGCGACUUGCGGGCAAAGCUGCUGGUGCUUUUCCAGGGUAAAUCGGAGGCAGAGAUUGAAUGUGAAAACUACAAGGAGGAGAUCAAAUCUACUAAAAGGAAACUGUUUGAAAUUAUAAAAACUCAAAUGACCUACAAACAUGCAGUGAGCACCAGUAAUCGAAGCCUUCCCCAGAUGGCAUUAGAACAAGAAGCUUUAGAAUCCGAGGCACAGCUCCUCUCCGAUGAACUGGCUGUGCUUAAAGAUCACCAGCAAGAAGAAAUAAACCAAGUAAUCCACAAACUUGAAAACAUCCGAAACACUAUCAAUAUUGUGUCCAGAUCAAAGGGCCAGCAAACAGAUGAAUUCCAGAACAUUUUAGCUGAGCAAAGACGGUGGCUGCAGAAAUAUUAUGAACCCAAACUGGAAAAUCUGAUGAAAUGGGAUCAAAGCAGGACUGAGUCCCUACGUCACACACAGCAGGAGGUCAAAGGCCUCAGGCGGCAACUGCAGGUGGUGCUGGAUCAGGGGGCAAAACUGAGCACCCAGAAGCAAUUCCUCCAGCGACAGCUCCAGGCAACACAUGAGAAGAGGGGCCAGGACAUUGCACUUUAUCAGACACAGAUAAGGGAGUUAGAAGCCAAAGUCAGCAUCCUGAAAACAGAGCUUAUUAUACAGAAGAAAAAGAAUGAUAAUAUGAGGAUUAUGAAGGAGAGCCUGUUGGAGGAAUUGGCUGUGUACAGGGAGUGUUUGACUACUUGUGGAAGUCUGAUUGACUCUUCAGACAAGGCAGAUUUAAAGAAUUUGAAUCCUAAAUGAAUCAGCAGCUGUAAAGACGUGUACUUCAAGGUAUUCAGCAUGGAACACCCCCUUUGGCCCAGUUUAUCCAUGCCAACCAAGUCAGCAAGUCCCAUUUGUCCACUUAACCUUUCCUGUACGAACACUGCAACUUGACCCACUCCCAAAGCCUCCUCUGGCAGCUUGUUCCAUCUCACUGCCCUACACGAAAAGGUUGUCUGACAGAUUCCUUUUCAAAUUUUCUCUUCUCACCCUAAAUUUAGAUUCUUACACUGUAGGAAAGACUGACCAUUCACUUUUUCAAUGUUCCUCAUUAUUUUAUAGACCUGUUGCAUCACACUUUGCUCCCCCACACUCCAGUGAAAAGCCCGGUCUCUCCUUAUGACUGAAAGCUUCCAGUCCCAGGUACUGUCGCCAUGCUCUUUCCAACUCAAUGACAGCUUUCAUUUAGCUACACACAACAUUCCAAGUGUUGUCUCAUCGACCUUGUGUGCACUUGUAAUGUGACAUCUCAACUCUGAUCAGUACCCUGAUCAAUGACAGCAAGCAUGUUAAGUGCCCUCACUAACACUCUGUCUACUUUCAGGGGCCUACAUACUUGUACCCUGAGGUGUCUCUGUUCUACAACCCCCCUGCCCCCUAGGACCCUGGCAUUUGCUGUGCAAGUCUUGCCUUGGUUAACUUCCAAAAAUGCAUCACUUCACACUUCCCCAAGAUAAAAUCUAUCUGCCAUUUACUAAGUUGAUCUCAAUCUCAACCCUGUCCAUUGAUGUUGCCUGGUUUAGAGGAUAUCUGCUAUCAUGAGAGGCUGGAUAAACUGGUUUUCUCUGGAAUGGCAGAGGAGAUCUGAUAGUUUAUAAGAUUGAGAGGCAUAGAUAGUGGGGUGUGGCCACUGUCGCAUGCAAACAGCUACGGGGAGCCACAGGUGAGAGCUGAGUGCCAGGUGGGGACCAAAGGUGGACUAACCGCCCUGAAAAGGACAAGACAUGUUCCCCCACCAGAGUAUAUAUUGUAGAGUACAUAUUGACUUCAAGACUUGUAUUUAAGUAAAGGCAGGACAGUUGCCACCUUCAAGUGUUUGCAGUGCAUCUUUAGAAGUUAGAUACUAAUACCAGCCAGAUUAAAUGAGGGAGGUUGCAAUUAUACAUACAGUUUUGAUGAUUCUUCUUCCAACGAAUGUAGAUUUCGCAGACUGAGUCAGCAUUAAAUGACCAUCUCUCCCUUAAGGAGGUGGUGGCAGAGAGCUACUGCCUUGAACAGCUGCAGCCCUUGAGUUGUGGAUA
Molecule: messenger RNA, 2334 nt
Organism: Mobula hypostoma (lesser devil ray)
Lineage: Eukaryota; Metazoa; Chordata; Chondrichthyes; Myliobatiformes; Myliobatidae
Gene: sync
Product: syncoilin, intermediate filament protein
Exons: 4
Coding region: 92-1072 (326 amino acids)
Cellular component (GO): intermediate filament
Source: RefSeq, a predicted model, not a curated record